This is a messenger RNA of Gasterosteus aculeatus aculeatus (three-spined stickleback), 1201 nucleotides long. The record is from RefSeq and is a predicted model, not a curated record. NCBI's taxonomy places the organism in Eukaryota, Metazoa, Chordata, Actinopteri, Perciformes, Gasterosteidae.
AUACAUUAGGAUGCAAUGUUAUAGAUCAAGGACAAUUAUUGAAAUCCUGGGAAAUUUGCAAGCUGCCUUGCAUAACAACUUUACAUAAGGAUGUUGAAAUGAGCUGUACUUUUACCAGUGUCUUUGUUACAUUGAUGAACACGUUAAUGCAUUAAUAACUAUAAUUCAAUGAUAUGAUGGAAUUUUUGGAAGCGGGGCAUUUUUGCAUAGUACGGUAAGUACUCUUACUUUUAGAUCCUUUAAGAAUGUUUUGAUGCUUUGAAACUUUUACAUACAUAAUAGACACCUAACCGGAGGUUUCCCCAUCAAUCAUUUCGGUCUUUCAUAACUAAAGCAUGGACAGCCUACUGCACUAAUAAAAAUAAGCCAGAUUCCUGAGUAAUACGUGCGUUUCCAGGCGCAUGGACGGCGGUGCCUGAAGGAGCCUGUUGAGGAGCGGAUGUGAGGGAGGACGGUAAAAAGCUGAGGGAUCAGCAGAGGGCUCGAUAUAAAGGCGAACGAGGACAGGCUGACGCUCAGACCAGAAGCUGUGCUCAUCUUAAAGCACACUCCCUUUAAACAACUGACCGAAGCUCACACAAGCAGGACCGAGCAGAAUGAGCAUGCGCAGAGCCGUGGUUGGGUGCUUGGUGUUGGCGUGCCUGGUGGGGCUGCUGGCUGAGAGGACAGAGGGACACAUCACCUUCUUCAGUCCAAAGGAGAUGAUGCUGAUGAAGGAGAGAGAAGGUAGAAAGGACAUGGAGCCCCGAUCGGAGGACGGUCAGUUCGAAGAGGUUACAGUCCAACAGCUUCCUCGGUUGGAACAUGGUGGAAACCCUGAUAAAAUAGUGGAGGUCGCCGUCCGUCUUUCACCCAAACAGCUCGAUCGUGUGUCUCCGGUGCUCGAAGACAUCAUCCAUGACAUAGAGGAGGAACUUCAGAAAGGUGAAAACGUGGAAACAGCUUCUUAGUAGACCAGAAACAUGGCCUCGUUUCUUCUUUGGUUAUCCAAAGAUUAUUAGACACAAACUUACAAGUGAUAUUCCUACGAUUAAAUACCUCCUCAGUGACCAAACUCUCUGUCUCUGCAGCCAAAUAGCGAGGUUGAAGACACCAGUGGAUGAACCAAAGCUGUACAAAUUCCUCAAAAAGCACUGAUUGCUCAAAUGUUUUCUUGUGGGUUUAAAGCAAAUCAAGUGAAUAAAGGGAAGUGAUUACGUGA